AUGUCGCAAUCACGUUUCGCGCCUUUCACACCGAAUGAUUUCACCUACAAAACAGUGUCGCAGACACCUUUGCAGGCAACUGUUCUUGUACCAAAAAGGAUUAUAGAAGGUGGAAAAUCGGCAAAGAAAUGUCCGGUAUUAGUACAUUUCCACGGUGGAGCAUUGGUUGUUGGAGAUCGGAUGUUCGAGGAUUGGUUUGCUAUUUGGCUGUUACGCUUUGCCGAGGAACAAGGUGCGAUUAUCGUAACUCCGGAUUAUAGACUCAUGCCCGAAGCGAACGGGUCAGAGAUUCUAGACGAUGUCGAGGAUUUCUGGAAAUGGGUUCAUGGUGGGUUAGCCGGAUGUGUAAAGGGAUUGGAUUUGGGUGUUGAGGUUGAUUUGGGGAGGAUUGCUGUUUGUGGUGAAAGUGCUGGUGGUUAUCUAUCUAUCCUAUCCGCAAUGCUAUUCCCGUUUGCGAAGAUGAGAGUAGUGAUAUGCCAAUAUGGCGCUGUGGACUACGCACAUUCUGUUUCCGUGAAGCAUCUCGAACGGAAAGCUCCGAUGGAAGAAAAAACAGUUGAUGAAUAUAUUGCUAGUCUCAAGCCUGGGGCAGUGAGAGUGUCUGAUCCGUUUCCUGGGAGCGCGCCGUUGAUGAUGGGUGUCCUUCGGGAAGGGAAAAAGUUGGAGCUGUUGGGGAAGGAUGAGAGGUUGUUUAUCACUAAGGUUUUGGAGAAGGCGGGAAGCGUACAAGUGCCUCCGAUUUGGUUUGUGCAUGGAAGGGAAGAUGAUAUGGUCCUGCUCGAGAAUACUGUGGACUUUCAUAAGAGGUUGAGGGAAUUGUAUCCUGAUACGCCUGCUUUGUUGUCGAUUAAGGAUGGGGGUCAUGGGUUUGAUGUCGACAUGACUGGGGAGGAGGAAUGGAUUAGAGAAGGUUGUGAAUUUGUUAGGAAAUUCUGGUGA
Messenger RNA from Glarea lozoyensis ATCC 20868, 939 nucleotides. Its product is annotated as alpha/beta-Hydrolase. NCBI's taxonomy places the organism in Eukaryota, Fungi, Ascomycota, Leotiomycetes, Helotiales, Helotiaceae. The record is from RefSeq and is a predicted model, not a curated record. The transcript has 4 exons. Gene Ontology annotation, molecular function: hydrolase activity. Bases 1 to 939 code for a protein of 312 amino acids.